ACGAUGACCCAAGGCCGCCGAUGCAUUUCCAAGUAAAAUUUCAGAUUCGAAGUUUAACUACGGGAGAAUGUAUGAAGCCACGCCGACAUCUCCUAUUAUAGCAGGCAUUUUAGAGGGCAAUGACAACUUGGAUGUUGGAAGUAGUUUCAUGAGUAUUUUUGAAAACAACAGUAGCCUAUAUGAAGGGGUUGAGAAUUUGGGAAUUGAGCCUGCUUUGGUGGGCUUUUUAAGAGAUGAAUGUGAAGCACAUGAAAUGUGUGACUUUGGUGGUGAUGGAGUAAUAUUGAACCCACAUCCCAUUUCAUUUGCAAGUAUAACGAAUGUACGUGAUGCAACUACUUUCAUUACGUUGUUAGAAGAAGAGGGAGACUUGCAUGUCCAGGGGGCAGUGGGGACUAGUGCAAACACCAUAAACUGUUUGGAAACACAUGUUGACGCCAACGGUGAAGAUGAAGUGAUUGAUAAUGGAUUAAUGGGACAAUGUAAUGAAUCCUUGAUUGAGAAUAAUUCCGACCAACAGCAAAGACAAGAGUGGAUCCCGCUUCACAAAAGCUUCAACUCGACUGUUGUUGAAGCAGGGGGUUAUGACCACUUGACCUUUCUUGAAAAGGAUUGCCGGAAUUACGUGGAGCAAGUGAGGCGAGUUAAAAUAUGUGCAGACCAAGACAAGUCUAUGAAGGCUGCAAUUAAGAUUGUGUUCCCGGGAACCCAACACCGAUGGUGUUUGUGGCAUAUUUUGAAGAAACGUAAGAACUUUAAGGUUGAAUUCGACAGGGAAACAAAUUUUGCAAAAUGUGAAUGUCAUCUUUUUGAAUUCAGAGGAACGAUUUGGAGGCAUUGCUUGUGCGUACUAAUCCAAAACGAUGUAAAAGUCCUUCCAGAUACGUAUAUUCUCAGUAGAUGGCGGCGAGAUAUUAAGAGGAGUUACACAGUUGUUCGGAUGGAAUAUGAUGGAUUGCCCCGUACAGUUGAGCAAAGGAGGUGUGACAUGCUUUGUGCAAAGUUCCAAGAAUUUGCCCAGAUCGCAGCUGAUGAUGAGGAACGCACAAAAGAUAUUGUGGCUUGGAUCGAUAAACAAAUGCUUAUCCCAUCUCUGAGAAAGGCAAGUGACGAACGUAUUCCCGAGAACAUGGAAUUGGACAAAACUUUGACCAAAGAUAUAUUGGACCCUACUUAUUCAAAACGAAAAGGGGCCCCCAAGAAAAAUAGGCUAAAAUCUAUUUUCGAGACAAAAAACAGGAAAAGAAAGCAAGACAAGAAGAUUCGAGAUGAUCACGGUAAGAAAAAAAGUAGUGAACAACGUAAGGUGAACAAGAGCAAGCGGGGAAACCCUGAACAGCCAUCCACAACCCUUUUUACAUGCGUUGGUGACAUAGGUUGUGAAAAUACGCCGACGUGGGAUUGGCCGGGAGAAGAUGGUGUCUAUGACCUAACUUGCCCAAAUCUUGAUCUCAGGCUAUGAAUCGGUAGAUGGCCCAUCUUUUUUUGUUAACAUUUUGCUAUGCAUUUGCUCACACAUUUUUUGGUAAGUAUCACUAUGUAAUAUUUUGUAUUCACUACUUACAGAUGAUGUAAAUAAACAUAUUUUGUGGGCAAGUUGAACACUAUGUAAAUACUAGUUUUGCUAUGUAACAGUUUAACAUGUUGAUGUAAUUGUUUUUUGUUCAAUACACCAACACUUACUGUCGGGGUGGAAGUGGAUAUGUUUUGUUGUGUUACUGAGUGUGUGCUCUUGUAUUGUUAAAAAAAGCAUUGGUUAAUGU
This is a messenger RNA of Cuscuta campestris, 1763 nucleotides long. The record is from the annotation of a GenBank genome assembly. NCBI's taxonomy places the organism in Eukaryota, Viridiplantae, Streptophyta, Magnoliopsida, Solanales, Convolvulaceae.